AUGGGCAAAACGGCGUUUAUGCGUAAACUUUUAUUUUGGAAGAAAAUAGAGGUGGAUUUUCAUGACCCUACUUUUAAAUCAGACAUGGAUCUCGUGGAGUAUGGCUCCGGAAAACUACAUGCAUCUACCGACCAGUUCAGUCACUCACACUCUGAUCAAAAACCUAGUUCACACUCUAAAGUGGCACAACAGGCUGAAUUAUCAUCGUUCAAUUCUCCGAUUGGUGUAUUACUUUCUUGCCUGGGUUGUGUUAUAGGGACAGGUAACAUAUGGCGGUUCCCACGUAUUAUUGCCAGUACAAGUUACUCUCAAGGAUGCCUAACAUUUCUCAUUGCAUGGGCAUUAUCUCUAUUUAUAUGGUCUUUGCCAUUGAGUAUUGUUGAAUAUACGCUGGGUCGAUUUACUCGAACAUCACCAUUGGGUGCAUUUCAUAGGUUUCUUGGCAGUAAAUUGGUAUGGUUGGGAGGAUGGAUUGUUGGUGUAACUUACAUGAUCACGUAA
Trichobilharzia regenti is the source of this 501-nucleotide messenger RNA. The record is from the annotation of a GenBank genome assembly. NCBI's taxonomy places the organism in Eukaryota, Metazoa, Platyhelminthes, Trematoda, Strigeidida, Schistosomatidae.